Paramacrobiotus metropolitanus is the source of this 1921-nucleotide messenger RNA. RefSeq names its product tRNA N(3)-methylcytidine methyltransferase METTL2-like. Bases 258 to 1178 code for a protein of 306 amino acids. Lineage: Eukaryota; Metazoa; Tardigrada; Eutardigrada; Parachela; Macrobiotidae. The record is from RefSeq and is a predicted model, not a curated record. The transcript is spliced from 10 exons. Gene Ontology annotation, molecular function: tRNA (cytidine-N3)-methyltransferase activity.
ACUUGUAUUUGUACACAGUGCUACCAGAAAAUAAAUUUGUAGACUUUUACUUUCUAUGGCGCUACACUCUGCAGCUUUCGCUUUUGCAACUUCAUAAUUAUUAUCUUUCGAGUGAGUUUCGCAAUUUUGGCUCUACCGAAGCUCUACAAAGCUGCGGUUGUUUGUGGACUAAGACUAAGUAGUCAAUGUUCUAGAGAUUCACGAUAGGAGAUCAUUACUCAGUAAUUUAUGAAUUUUGAUUUUGUCGUGAUCCGAGGAUGGAUGCAUCGGAAGCCAGCAGCUUGAAGCGUAUUGAACGAGUACGAAAUCGUACACUGGAAGACCCGAGCAAAGUCUUUGAGAAAAACGCAUGGGAUGAUGUGUGCUGGGAUGAAGAACAGCUCAAGAACGCUGAAGUGCGAGUCUUGGCGAAUUCCGCGGAACCUUUACCUGAGUCAGAGUCUUCAAAAUUCCUUCUGAAUGCGGAUCAGUAUUGGGACAAGUUCUAUCAAAAGCACUGCGACCAGUUUUUCAAAGACAGGAAGUGGCUGGAGUCUGAGUUUCCAGAAGUCUGCGAAGCUGAUGAGCGUAUUUCUGCUUUGGACGAGGGGGCCGAACCGAAGCGACUUACCGUCUUCGAGACCGGAUGUGGCGUCGGAAAUACCGUUUUUCCUUUAAUCUCUUCCACCAAAAAUGCCUUUGUGUAUUGCUGUGAUUUCUCUCCGGAAGCCAUACGUCUAUUGAAGAGUCGACCACAGUAUUCCACAGAACGCUGUCACGCAUUUGUGGGCGAUCUGACUGAUGACGAUCCCUCGCAUUGGCCGCUUGAAAAUGAAAGCGUGGAUUUCAUCAUUAUGUUGUUCACCUUAUCCGCAAUCCGUCCCGAGAAGAUGCCGGCGGUAAUUAGACUUUUGGUGUCGUUUCUGAAACCGGGAGGUUAUAUUCUUUUCCGUGAUUAUGGGAAGUAUGACCUCGCUCAGCUGAGAUUCAAAAAUACUCAGUGCGCUGGAGAAAAUCUGUAUAUCAGACAAGAUGGUACUUUGGCAUAUUUCUUUACGCAAGAGCAACUCAGGAAUUUGUUUAUUGCUGAAGGAAUGGUAGAAGAGCAAAAUGCUGUUGAUCGCCGUUUAUUAGUCAAUCGAAAAAGGAAUAUCUUGAUGCACCGGGUAUGGAUCCAAUGUAAAUUCAGGAAACCGUAGCGUCACCGCCUUAUUAUAUUUGGUUUUUAACUUUUGAUGCUAAAUUGUUGCAAUCUAAAACAGCUUAAUGUGUAGUGCCGCUUUCGUGGCUUCUUUACGAUCUAUUUUGGGGUAAAAGCGUAUGCCUGAAUGUGGUUACUUGAAAACUAGAACAGCUGAUUAUAAGAGCGACCAUUUCUAGAGUCUGCGGAAGUGACUUGUGAAUGAAUGAAUGCGAAGACUGGCAAUGUUAAAACUCGCUAAACAAUAAAAGUCGAAAAAACAAUGGUAUGUCUACGCAGACUAACGCAUUUACAAGUACCCGUAAUCUAAGACGUAACGAAAACUAAACCAUUCAAGCUUUAUUCUACUUCCUCUUCUUCUGGUUUUUCUUUUUCGGUGUUGUCCUAGACUUCUCGCCCAUGCUACCAUUUGCUUCAUCAUCUAGUGGCUUUUGUUUGGCUUGUUCCGCUCGCCGAAAAACAUCAUCCAUUUCGUUCUCCACAGGAUAUGCAGUUUCGGGCAUCCGCUGUUCCCGAUCGGCUUUGACUUCGACACGGUUAAUGUAUUUUCCUGCCGCUGCCAUCUUUAGGCUGCGCCGGUGCAGAUUUGGAGAGACGUACAGAGGAUUUUCAUACAAGCAUUCUCCGCGAAAACUGCCGGCAAAAAUCUUGAUCAAAUUCAGUGUUAAACGUGGUCCUAUUUCCGCCAAGGCACCGUCUUCUUCCACAAUCUGGAAGUUGCGAAUCCAUAUCCGGUUGUCA